Aspergillus affinis is the source of this 1164-nucleotide messenger RNA. Its product is annotated as capsule polysaccharide biosynthesis protein. The transcript has 2 exons. The record is from RefSeq and is a predicted model, not a curated record. Lineage: Eukaryota; Fungi; Ascomycota; Eurotiomycetes; Eurotiales; Aspergillaceae. The coding region runs from base 1 to 1164 and encodes 387 amino acids. Gene Ontology annotation, molecular function: glycosyltransferase activity.
AUGACCAUUGAUCUCACGCUCCAUGAACGUGGUCUCGUGGCCGAGACUCCUCCUCUGGCACACCUGUCCGACGAUGCCAUUAUUAGCAAGUUGCAGAAACCCGCUCCCGUGACGUCAGAGCGAAAUUUGUGGGCGUUUUGGGAUGGUGGUUUCGAUGCCAUGCCUGGAUGGAAGCAGCGGAACGUGCUGAAUUGGGUGCGACGCUGCGGACACGAUUGGGAUGUGCGCCUGCUCGAUAUUGUGGCCGGAUCGAGUACCAACAUUCAGCAUUUCGUACCGCUCGAGUCCUUGCCAGCUGCUGUCUGGGAUGGCCAGAUGGAGGGCGAGCACGCAGGUCAGCAUACGUCGGAACUGGUGCGAUUGGCGCUCCUCUACCACCACGGCGGCGUGUUUUUGGACGUAUCGAUUUUGAUGUUGCGUGACCCCGACGCCCUCUGCUGGGCGUCGCUGGCCGAUGAGCGCUCUCCGCACCGCGUUAGUGCCUGGUACCAUAUCAACAUGGGUCAAGUGGUGCAUAGCUCGCUAGCGGCACGGCGGCACGAUCCGUUUAUUUAUCGCUGGAUGCAGGUGUUCCUGAAAAUGUGGAGUGGACGCCGCCAUGCAGAUGGACUCCACAACCAUCCUCUCGUGCGCCAUCUGGAACUCUUCCAAAUCAAGGUGUUUAACAUCCCGGCCGACAAGAAUUGGGCCGGCUAUAACGACUAUACAGCUAUCCUGCUAGCAUUCCAGCGAGUGGCGCGCAACUGCGAGCCAGAUGGUGCAUUCGAUGGUCCAGCGUAUGUAAAGGAGCACUUCCAUCUGCUAUCGGUAUCGGAUGAAAUGGAGACCGGUUUCUUUGUGCCUGCGGAACGGCUGCCUACCCUCCUCACGCUGUCGGUCCAAGCCCACGACGAGGGGGACGAUGGCGCCGAUGCGAAGCGAUAUGUCUACAAAACGCUGGCUCACAGUUCGGUCGCCAACUACCACCAGGGAAUCAGGUACCUUGGUUAUGCCAAUCCCGUGGCAACACAGUGGAACAGUGCUGGGAAUGAUUGUCGACCCGGAUCGUGGGGGGAACGACUGCGGUACGGAAGCGUGCAUUAUCGACAAACACGAAAGGUUGAGCCUGCUCAUAUGAAAGAGAUGGAACCAACAUCCAUGGGGAUGCUGGAGGCCGUUGGUUAA